Messenger RNA from Selaginella moellendorffii, 2385 nucleotides. RefSeq names its product pentatricopeptide repeat-containing protein At4g02750-like. The coding region runs from base 1 to 2385 and encodes 794 amino acids. Gene Ontology annotation, molecular function: protein binding. The transcript is spliced from 2 exons. The record is from RefSeq and is a predicted model, not a curated record. Lineage: Eukaryota; Viridiplantae; Streptophyta; Lycopodiopsida; Selaginellales; Selaginellaceae.
AUGGCGGAGCAACUAACUGGUAGGUGGAUGUUUGUUGAAAUUGACAUGGAGAUUCGGAGAGCUGUGACCAUGCUGUCACAAACACAUAUGAACCUCGCAUUUGAAGUGACUGCGUUUGCGCGAGCUCUUGGCGCGUGUGCUACCUCCAGGAACCUCGCGCAGGGCAAGCGCGUCCAUGCCAACAUCCUGGGCAGCGAGCACCGGGAGGACAGGUUCCUCGGGAACCUCCUGGUUGACAUGUAUGCCAAGUGUGGCAGCGCCCAGGACGCGAGGCUGGCCUUCGACGGGAUCGUCAGCAGAAACGUCUUCUCUUGGAACAUCCUGGUCGCGGCCUACGAGCAGAAUGGACGAGCCCACGACUCGGCAGCUGCCUUCUCGCGGAUGCCGCAGCACAACGUCGUCUCCUCGAAUGUCAUGCUCAAGAUCCUGGCCCGCGAGCGAGACCUCGAGGGAGCGGUACGCACGUUUCUGUGGAUGCCGGUGCGUGAUGUGCUCUCCUGGAACACCAUGAUCCUUGCACAGACCCAGGAGCUCCUAGAGCCCGCGACACAGAUGUUUGAGCGGAUGCCGGCAUGGAGCCUGGUCACCUGGAACACAAUGCUCGCAGCACAUUCCAUAAGCGGGGAUCUGGAAAGUGCCUACACCAUCUUUGAUUCGAUGCCGCGGAGAGAUGCCGUGUCGUACAACGCAAUGCUCAUGGUGUACGCCCACCACGGCAUGGUGGAUGCAGCAAGGAGCAUGUUUUUCAGGAUGGAGCACAGGGACGUUAUCUCGUGGACGUCUAUGUUUCAGGCUUAUGCCCAGAGCGGGCAUCUUGUUGAGAGCCGCAUUCUCUUUGAGAAAUCUCCCCAGUGGGACGCUCCCUCUUGGAACUCGAUUAUCGUUGCUCAUGCAAACAACGGGCAUCUUCGUGAGGCGGUGGAUCUGUUCGAGCGGAUGCCGGAGCGGGAUAUCGUGGCUGCGACCAUCAUCGUCCAGGCAUGCGUGCACAGCCGAGAACUUGACAAGGCCGUCCGGGUGUUUGUGACGAUGUCGUAUCGCAGCGUGACGACUUGGAACUCCAUGAUCCACGGCUACUUUCAGAAUGGCCAGUACGAGGAGAUGCUACAAACGCUGGACAGGAUGCCAUCCUGGAAUGUUGGGUCCUGGAACCCCACAAUUGCGGCCUUUUCGCAGAGCAACCAGCUCCAGAAGGCUCGGGACAUGUUCGACUCGAUGCUGGAGCGGGAUGUGGUGACGUGGAACUCCAUGCUCACGGGUUUGUCUCAGAAUGGUCACGUCCGGGAGGCCGUGACCAUGUUUCAAGCGAUGCCGCAGCGUGAUGUCGUGUCGUGGAACGCAAUGGUGGCAGCUUACGGCAAGAACGAGCAGCUCAAGUACGCCGAGUCCAUAUUCAAGCGUAUGCCGCAGUGGGACUUGGUGUCGUGGAACUCGCGAAUGGCGGCCUGCCUCGACAACUUCGACAUGGAAGCGGCCAAGGAAUCCUUCGACGCAAUGCCCCAGCACACCGUUGUCUCCUUCACAGCGAUGGUUCACGCGUUUGGACAAGCUGGUCGAGUGGACGAAGCCUGGACUGGUUUCUCCAAAAUGCCGCAGCACAAUCUCGUGUCCUGGAAUGCCAUGGUCGCUGCAUUCGGUCAGAACCGGUAUACCGAUGAAGCUGCCGCUCUCUUCAGUGAGAUGCCCGAGUGGAACCUCCUGUCGUGGAACCUGAUGAUCACUGCUCUCGGGUCGACUGGAUACCUCGUGGAAGCGAAGCGUUUACUGGAUAGUAUGCCCGAGGAGGAUCUUCUAGCAAAGACUGCUUUGAUUACAGCCUAUGGGUCAUACGGCCGGGUGGUGGAAGCAAAGGUGUUGUUUGAUACCACCACGCAACGGGAUCUAGUGGUCUGGACGGCUAUGCUCGAAGUUUAUGCUCACAAUGGACACUGCUUCUCGGCUUUCGAGAUCUUCCAGGACAUGGAUUGUGAGGGAGUGAAGCCCAAUGAAGUGUCGGUGCUCUGCCUCCUCACUGGCUGCAGCCACAAAGGCAUGGUGGACAGUGGCCGUUUUUAUUUUGUGGCUGCAUUGGAGAGCUAUGGAUUGAAACACACGAUUCAGCAUUUCCAUUGCAUGAUAGACAUGCUGGGGCGUGCCAAGCGGCUGAACGAAGCAGAAGAGCUAGUUGAAACGAUGCCAUUUGUGGCUGAUGACUGGGCUUGGGCCAUUCUCCUGUCAGCUUGCAAAGUUCACGGAGAUGUAGAGCGUGGAAAGCGAGCUGCGAAGCGCGUAAUGCAGCUAGAGUCCGGCAAUGGAGCUUCCUACGUGCUUUUAUCCAGCAUGUUUGCCGUCGAGGAUGAUUCUAAGACGGACGCAGCUACCGUUAAGCUGGAUGCUUAUGCUUAA